GUUAGGGGGGUGGAAGGGAGGAGAGUAAAGGAGGAGAAGAAAAGGGAUGCUUGCAAAACAACCCGGCUCAGAGAACGCUCGUGUGUAUUCCUCCCGAUCAUUUUCUUUCAAAUUUUACGGUAGAUUAUGCUGAUGUGUAUGCGUAUCGUCACUGAAUAUUAAGGCGUCCGUGUCCAGGUUUAAGAUUUGGACCGGAUUUAAAAAGCACGACACGAAGGGACUAUGGAAACUCGUCGAAGAACAAAAUGGAUGCUGGUGGUAUUAGCGGCUUUGUGUAUCCAAUCCGUACUGGCACAGAUUCGGUACUCCAUUCCGGAGGAGAUGAGGAAGGGUUCUGUGAUUGGCAAUAUCGCGGCGGAUCUCGGCUUGGAUGCGAAAAGGCUGCGGCUCGGACGGGCUCGCAUCGUGAAAGGAGACAGUCUCCAAUACGCCGAGCUGAAUGCAGACAAAGGACUUUUGCUGGUCAGCGAGAGAAUAGACCGCGAGGAGCUUUGUGGCGAUACCACGCCGUGUAGUUUCACCUUUGAAAUUAUCCUCGACAACCCUAUGGAAUUACAUCACGUCACGGUGGAAAUAUUGGAUGUAAACGAUCAUGCUCCGACUUUUCAGAAAAAUGAGAUUAAUCUGGAUAUUAGCGAAUCAGCCACACCGGGCGCUCGCUUUCUAUUAGGCAGCGCAGAGGACCUUGACGUCGGGGUAAAUACACUGAAAAAUUACAUACUGACUGAGAACGAUAACUUCAUUCUUAAACAGCAUACUCGUCCAGAUGGGAUAAAAUAUGCAGAGAUGGUUUUACAAAAACCAUUAGAUAGAGAGCUGCAUCCACAGCUGUCCUUAACAUUGACAGCAGUGGAUGGGGGAGACCCUCCCAGAUCCGGCACUGUUAAUAUUAAAGUCAUUGUGCUCGAUGUCAAUGAUAAUGCACCCGUGUUUAAUCAGUCAGUAUACAGAGCAACAGUAGUUGAAAAUGCCCAGAGGGGAACAUAUAUCACCACAGUAAAUGCAAGUGAUGCAGACAGUGGCACAAAUGGAAUGAUAAAUUAUAGUUUUGCAAACCUCAAAGGCAACGUAGCUGUACUGUUUUCCAUAGAUGAGAAUACUGGUGUGAUUUCUCUUAAAGGAGACCUUGACUAUGAAAAAGUUAAGAAAUAUGAAAUUAGUAUAGAGGCAAAAGACCAGGGGGGCUUAGGAGACUCUAGCAAAGUGAUAGUGGAGGUGUUAGAUGUCAAUGAUAACGCACCCACCAUAAAUAUCAUGUCCUUUUCAUCACCUAUAGCAGAGGAUGCCCCUAUAGGCACAUCGGUUGCCAUAUUGAAUGUUAAAGAUAGUGAUUCUGAUGAGAAUGGAAAUGUGGAUUUGAAAGUUGAUCAAAAUGCCGUUUUCAAAUUAAAGUCCUCCCUAAGAGGCUAUUAUACACUUGUCACCGAUGCACCUUUGGACCGUGAACGUGUUCCAGAAUAUAAUAUUACAAUCACGGCCAGAGAUUCUGGCUCUCCUCCACUAUCCAGCCAAACAACUCUUUCCCUGAAGGUGUCUGAUGUGAACGAUAAUUCCCCUGAGUUCUCUAAGAACACAUACGAGGCCUUCAUCGUUGAAAACAACCUGCUAGGUGUGUCAAUUUUCAAAGCUAGUGCCGUAGAUAAGGACUGGAACCAAAAUGCUAGAAUAGCUUACCUUCUAGAUGACACAGCAUGGGCAGGAAGUCCUGUCUCUUCUUACAUCUCCAUCAAUGCAGAGAGUGGAGUCAUUCAUGCAGUGAGGUCUUUUGACUAUGAACAGAUGAAAAAGAUUAAAGUUUGCAUUAAAGCCCAAGAUGGAGGGUCUCCUCCCCUUAGCAGCAACAUGACACUGGAUAUUAUCAUACAAGACCAAAAUGAUAACUCACCUCAAAUACUAUAUCCAGUACAGACCAGUAGCUCUAUGGUGGCUGAAAUAGUCCCUCGAUCAGCUGAUCUCGGCUAUCUAGUCACUAAAGUGGUGGCUGUAGAUGUGGACUCUGGACAGAAUGCCUGGCUCUCAUAUAAACUACAGAAAGCUGCAGACAGGCCGCUGUUUGAAGUGGGCGCACAGAAUGGAGAGAUCAGAACUGUGCGGCAGGUGACUGAUAAAGAUGCUGUGAAACAGAAACUCACUGUUAUAGUGGAGGACAACGGACAGCCCUCUCGCUCUGCUACAGUCACUGUGAACGUGGCAGUGGCCGACAGCUUCCCUGAAGUGCUGUCAGAGUUCACCGAGUUUACGCACGAGAAGGAUUACAAUAACAACUUGACUUUCUUUCUGUUGUUGGCUCUCAUUGUAGUGUCAAUACUUUUUAUUUUCUCUGUCAUUGCGAUCAUAUCCGUUAAGAUCUACAGAUGGAGACAGAGAAAGUUAUUCUAUAAAUCAGCCAAUAAUCUCCCCGUCAUCCCUUAUUACCCAACAAUGUAUUCUGACGGAACUUUGCACCAUACCUACAAUUAUGAAAUGUGCGGGACAACUGAUUCUAGAAUGACUGACGUAAAGCCCAUGAGACCAUACAGUCAGAGCACGCUGGUGAGCCUGAGUCGACCUGGGACAGUUCAGAGGCAACAGAAGCAACAGGCUGGAGAUGCCGACGAUAUCUCCCCAGAGGUGAGCAUUGUAGCAUUAAGAAACUGGUAAUACUUCAGAGUCUAGCUCAUGCUACAUGUACAUGUAAAUAAAUCAUAGCCAAUACGUCGGUACAGCAAGGAGAGGAUGUAUAUGUACCCUACUUCCCAUCCCAUGCAGAGGCAAGCAGAGCUGGGACGUAAGAAGUGUACAUGAUCAAAGAUGAGAGA
Molecule: messenger RNA, 2798 nt
Organism: Engraulis encrasicolus (European anchovy)
Lineage: Eukaryota; Metazoa; Chordata; Actinopteri; Clupeiformes; Engraulidae
Product: protocadherin gamma-A11-like
Exons: 1
Coding region: 223-2640 (805 amino acids)
Biological process (GO): homophilic cell-cell adhesion
Cellular component (GO): plasma membrane
Molecular function (GO): calcium ion binding
Source: RefSeq, a predicted model, not a curated record